CGCACGAAGACGACGACGGAAACGGCAACGGCGCGGCAAAAAUUAUUGUGAGAAAAAUAAUUAAAUGAAAAUUCAACAAUUUAAAUCCGAAUGUGAACAGUGAACAAAUUAAGAAAAAGACCCCCUCGUGGCUUAAAAGUGUUAACUAAACAGUUUUGAUGCUUAACAAUUAACAAGUUGCAAAAUAAAUUAUUUUGUUAAACUCGCUUUCUUUGCAGUCAGCUGAAAAGUCAGCACCGCGCACAUUUUGUUAUUGGUUUCGGAUAGUUAGCAAGGCGACACACACGGAUUGGAGCUGCCCAGCUUGACGCCGCCAUGGAAUUAACAAAGCCUUUGAGUUUAUUGGCGCUCGCACUGUUCGCAGUGCUGGCAUUUUAUGGAAGCUCCGCAGAUGCCUGUAUGUGCAUGCCCUCGCAUCCACAGACGCAUUACUGCACUGCUGAUUAUGUUGUGCAGCUGCGCGUUCUGCGCAAGUCGAAUUCCAUCGAGCCGGGCAAAACCACCUUCAAGGUGCACAUAAAGCGCACCUAUAAGGCCACACCGGAGGCCCGCAGAAUGCUGCGUGACGGUCGUCUGUCCACGCCCAAUAAUGACGCGAUGUGCGGCAUUCAGCUGGACAUUGGCAAGGUGUACAUUAUAGCUGGACGCAUGCCUCAGCUAAAUCUGUGCAGCUACUACAAGGAAUACACUAAGAUGACAAUCAGCGAGCGCCACGGCUUCAGUGGCGCCUACGGCUUGGCCUGCAACUGCACGAUCACCCCAUGCUUUGGCAUGCAGUGCCUGCGACAGCGGGAGUACGCCGACGGCUGCAAGUGGUCGCCGUACGGCAAGUGCGAGCGGGACUACUCUGCCUGCGUGCCCCACAACAUCAAAUCGCCGAUGGGCGAUAUUCAGCGCUGUCGCUGGCGACGUACGCAGCUCUACAAAAAGUGCCUAAGCUAUCCGUAGAAUAUGCAAAAGGCGGCCGGAGUGCCUUCUGUUAUGCUACAGUUUUUAUUUAAAUUUUAUAUUUGAGUUUUGUGUAGAGCUUUAAUUUGUACGUUAUGCUUAAUGUGUUAUUUAUUAAUGGACGGCUUUUAGAUGUGACCACGAUUCAAUGUAGCUACUUAAUUAGUAAUUAGCUCUUAAUGUUUAAUACACUUACCAAAUCACGCGGAUUCGGGAAGAAUGUUUGCUCGAUCAACGGAAAGCCGUCGCGUCCCAGGCGACGCUGCAGCUGCAGCAGAUGCGAGAACACCCAUGGCUUGUCCUGUCCAAUAACAAUAACAAAGAUGCCAAAUGAUUGCAACAUUAACACCCACAACAGGCACUCGGAAAGAGCUCUCAACUCACCUGAAACUGGUAGAUGGAAUGCAACGAGUUGAUGCUGGGCACUCCGCCGUAUUUGAGACCCAAUAUUGUUGAUCGGUAAUCGCUGGAGCCGUCACGCGGCGGCUGACGGAUCAAUACGAAAUCCGGGCGAAAAGAGCGGGCCACCUGUUUUUGUUUUGUUUUUUUUUUUUUUUUUUUAUUUUUGUUUUGGUGUGUGAUAUUCCAAAGUUACAUUAGAAACCAAUAUGAAAAGCAGAAUAUAAUUUUGUAAUUUUAGUUGACUCUUAACUAAUUAGAUGCAAAAUGACAAAAUAAAUACGAAAAACAGCCGUUUAUCUCGCACUCCCAGCA
Drosophila virilis is the source of this 1662-nucleotide messenger RNA. RefSeq names its product Tissue inhibitor of metalloproteases (gene Timp). The record is from RefSeq and is a predicted model, not a curated record. Gene Ontology annotation, biological process: negative regulation of membrane protein ectodomain proteolysis; negative regulation of endopeptidase activity. Gene Ontology annotation, molecular function: metalloendopeptidase inhibitor activity; protease binding. Gene Ontology annotation, cellular component: extracellular matrix. Lineage: Eukaryota; Metazoa; Arthropoda; Insecta; Diptera; Drosophilidae.